Molecule: messenger RNA, 1102 nt
Organism: Glossina fuscipes
Lineage: Eukaryota; Metazoa; Arthropoda; Insecta; Diptera; Glossinidae
Product: endoplasmic reticulum aminopeptidase 1-like
Exons: 4
Coding region: 1-594 (197 amino acids)
Biological process (GO): proteolysis; peptide catabolic process
Cellular component (GO): cytoplasm
Molecular function (GO): zinc ion binding; metalloaminopeptidase activity; peptide binding
Source: RefSeq, a predicted model, not a curated record
AUGCAUUUAAUGUUAGAUAAAUUUAAAGAAUAUUGCACAAGUCGAAGACUAAACAUACUUUUCGGUGUAAUCAUAAAUGUAUUAAUUGUGGUGGUGGUGGUCUUGGCCGUGACGAAUUCCAUAAAAUCGAUAGAACUUAAAGAGUCGCGUCGCCAAUUAGAAAUAUUGGAAUUAUACAUACAAGCCAUGGAAAUAACUUAUCGGCUUUUGAACGAUAUCAGACCGAUCAAAUAUAAUUUGCAAUGGCAUCCAGAUUUGGAAAACAAAACAUGUGAAGCUACCGCUUCCAUACAAAUUGAAAUCGAUAAUGAAACUAAUUUGAUUGUUAUGCAUUCCCGCAAUUUGGAAAUUCACUCUAUAACCCUAUUAAAUAUGAUGGCACGCAUACGUAUCCGCGUCCGCCAAUGGUAUUUGGAUCAUGAACGUGAAAUGUUAUUCAUCGAAUUGGAUGAACUUUUAUAUAGAGCUACACCGUAUACGAUAACAAUAAGUUAUAGUUUCAUUUUAGAUGGAUUGAAUGGUGUGUACACUAGUUCUUACCGAGAUGAGAACGAUGAAGAAAGGGCGCCUAUUACGAAAAUUUGUUUUUCUUAAUAACUCGAUGUCUACAUAAGAGCUUUGACAUUGACUUUUCGGAUUUAUCCCUUGUUUCAUAACAAAAAAAGUAGCUUCACUAACGCAUCUGGAUCCUGGAACAUAUGGAUUGUCCAAUUGUGGCAACAUGAAUAUGUUUUCCGAACUUUCUGAAUGAUGGAUUUCAUCUGAUUGAUUACCCUUCGUAGGUAUUAGAUAUCUAGGCCGAGGAUAUGCAGAGACAAAAGGGUUUAGCUAAGCAGGUUCAGCGUUCUCCACUUUGCCACGUUAUGCUGAGAAAGGCUUCUACAUGGCUCCUGAACAGGUCAUCUAAAUUAAGCCGCACCAUGAUAAAAAUACUAUUUCCCUCUAUCUCUUCUCGCUAUGUUAAUCAAAUGUCAAAAAUAAAUUUGAUUCUUCUUAAGUAAAAGUUGGUCAUUGACGUUAUCUUGGAACUUUUUAAGAUAUGUUCAAAACACUACAAAAUUAUCCUGACUGCUAUUUAUUUGUUGCUCCCAUGCAAAUACGC